This is a messenger RNA of Rhinocladiella mackenziei CBS 650.93, 888 nucleotides long. RefSeq lists its product as uncharacterized. The transcript has a single exon. The coding region runs from base 1 to 888 and encodes 295 amino acids. The record is from RefSeq and is a predicted model, not a curated record. NCBI's taxonomy places the organism in Eukaryota, Fungi, Ascomycota, Eurotiomycetes, Chaetothyriales, Herpotrichiellaceae.
AUGGCUUCGGCGGAUUCGUUCAUCAAGCUGCCAGAUGGACGAGUACUUGAGUAUCUCUUAGAAGGAGACGUGAGCCGCCCAGUUGUCUUACUGUCAAAUUCAUUGUUGGCCCCGAUGAGUCUAUGGGAUCCGUUCGCCGCGAAGCUAAAGCAAGAGAGAUUCAGAGUACUGAGGUACAACCAACCAGGCCACGGCGCUUCGACAUCACCGGGAGAUGAAAACGGGACUACAUUCUGCUCGCUUGCAGCCGAUGUGUCAAUACUGCUUCAGACACUCGGACUCAACGUUGUCUUUGCAUGGAUUGGGAUCUCUAUGGGCGCAGCUACCGGCGUCGUGUUUGCUGCGUCAAAUCCUGGAGUAGUCCACCAUUUGAUUGCUGCCGACACAAUCACUUCGUCUCCAGUUAUCGCCGGGGUUGAUGAUCCAUUUGGUCCAUGGGUUGAGCUGGCCAAAAGAGACAGGUCCAACGUCAUCAAAAUUUUGUCGGAGAAGACCUUGGAGCGCUGGUUCUCCGAAGAAUGGAGAACAUCGAAUCCUCAGGAGAUCUCUCGGCUGAGACAGCUCAUGAACACUACCGAUGUUGACGGGUUCAUCACCUGUUGCCGGGCCCUUCAAAGCAACACAUUCGAUUUGAAGCCAUAUCUUCUAAAGCUUGGUGCCGCUGUCGACGAAGCUCUGUUCAUUGCAGGGCAGCUCGAUGCAAAGCUACCAACGACUAUGGAUGACAUGCGAAAAAAGGCGCAGAAGAGUUUUGAGGCUGCCGGGAAGGCUAACUCGCCCAUCGAAUUGGUGGUUAUUGAGAAGGCCGGUCAUGUACCAGUCAUUGACGGGGAACGGCAAUUUAGUGAUGUUGUGCUGGGGUACUUAAGGGCCUGGAACCAGACGUAA